UCAUAAUUAAAAAAUCAGCCCUCUUUUCUUCUUAUGCUUUCUCAGUGUUGCCGGCUGCAACAAUCUCGUUCCAACUUCUCCAUUUCCAUACAGAGAGAGAGAGAGAGAGAGAGGUCUUCAUGGGUGUUGUUGAGUUUUACAAUUCUGCUGCUACUUGCUUGGUUAAGUCCAAUUCCAUUGAUCAUAAGCAAGUGGGGUUGGGGCAAAGAUUCAAUUUUUCUUUUGAGGGGAAGAAGAUUCAAAGGAGGAGGGACUCUGUGGCUAUGGCUUCCACUAUUCCUACAACAGAACCGGUUCUUCAGGUGACCGGUGACUCCUUCAUCAGAGAGCAUUUGAGAAAGUUGUCCCCUUAUCAACCUAUUUUGCCUUUUGAGGUUUUAUCUUCUCGUCUUGGACGCAAGCCUGAAGAUAUUGUUAAGUUAGAUGCUAAUGAAAACCCUUAUGGUCCCCCUCCCGAGGUCAUGGAAGCCCUAGGAUCAAUAAAAUUCCCAUAUGUCUAUCCUGACCCAGAGAGCCGAAGAUUGCGUGCAGCUCUUGCCCAAGAUUCAGGCCUUGAAUCUGAAUAUAUUCUGGCAGGAUGUGGCGCAGACGAGCUUAUCGAUUUGAUAAUGCGUUGUGUGCUUGAUCCUGGUGACAAGAUUGUGGACUGCCCGCCAACCUUCACAAUGUAUGAGUUUGAUGCUGGAGUUAAUGGAGCACUUGUCAUUAAAGUUCCAAGGAAGUCAGACUUUAGCUUGAAUGUGGAACACAUAACAGAGGUUGUUAAACAAGAGAAGCCAAAAUGCAUCUUUUUAACAUCACCAAAUAAUCCAGAUGGAAGUAUAAUUGAUGAUGAAGUACUUCUAAAGAUACUCGAGCUUCCAGUAUUGGUGGUGCUGGAUGAAGCAUACAUUGAGUUCUCAGGAAUCCAAUCGAGGAUGACUUGGGUCAAGAAAUAUGAGAAUUUGAUUGUUCUUCGGACAUUUAGCAAAAGGGCUGGUUUAGCCGGACUUCGUGUGGGAUAUGGAGCUUUUCCUUUGAGCAUCAUUGAGUAUCUUUGGAGAGCAAAGCAACCAUAUAAUGUCUCCGUUGCCGCUGAAAUUUCUGCGUGUGCUGCAUUGCAAAAUCCUACUUAUCUAGAGAAUGUAAAAGAUGCUCUGCUGAAAGAACGAGCGAGGCUGUAUGAUCUCUUGAAUGAAGUUCCGUUCCUUCGACCGUUUCCAAGCCAUUCUAAUUUCAUUCUCUGUGAGGUCACCUCUGGAGUGGAUGCAAAGAAGCUGAAGGAGGAUCUUGCACAAAUGGGAGUGAUGAUUCGUCACUACGACAAGAAAGAGCUAAAGGGCUACGUUCGUGUAUCUGUUGGUAAGCCUGAACACACAGACGCACUAAUCAACUGCCUUAAGAAAAUGCCCUAGUUACCACCAUUUCUAACUCUUAAUUUAGUAAUGUAAUUCAUCACAUUUUACAUGAGAUUUUGUAUUCCGUAUUAAAUUGAAAUUGUAUAUUAUUGGGGGAUAUU
This is a messenger RNA of Arachis duranensis, 1498 nucleotides long. RefSeq names its product histidinol-phosphate aminotransferase, chloroplastic. The record is from RefSeq and is a predicted model, not a curated record. NCBI's taxonomy places the organism in Eukaryota, Viridiplantae, Streptophyta, Magnoliopsida, Fabales, Fabaceae. Gene Ontology annotation, biological process: L-histidine biosynthetic process. The transcript has 10 exons. Gene Ontology annotation, molecular function: pyridoxal phosphate binding; L-histidinol-phosphate:2-oxoglutarate transaminase activity. The coding region runs from base 120 to 1394 and encodes 424 amino acids.